This is a messenger RNA of Malaya genurostris, 2210 nucleotides long. RefSeq names its product insulin-like growth factor-binding protein complex acid labile subunit. The record is from RefSeq and is a predicted model, not a curated record. Bases 219 to 1952 code for a protein of 577 amino acids. Gene Ontology annotation, cellular component: extracellular matrix. Lineage: Eukaryota; Metazoa; Arthropoda; Insecta; Diptera; Culicidae. Gene Ontology annotation, molecular function: protein binding. The transcript has 2 exons.
UAUUCCAGUAGUAAAUAGUUGGUUGUUCGUUGCACUGCGUGAAUGUGCUGAAUAUGCAGGAAUCAUAUCGCAACGAAGGGUUUGCUGAUAAGAAAGGGACCCGAAGAUGCAAGCUGGAGCGUUAAUGUUUUUGCGACAACGGUCCUGACUUCCUACAUCAGUGCUCACUGGGCCGUGCCAAUUAAUUGUCGUAAAGUAGGAGCUCGCUGGUGACAGUUAUGUUCUCGAUAAGGCUGCUGUUGCUGAAACUGCUGUUUUCCGGUGCGUGUGCCAUCAUUCAUGACUGCUACCACUUCCUCAAUGGUGUGUACAACCUUCGGUACUGUGCUUUCAAUAACAUUAGUGUAACCCACGAUGCGGAAGAGAUUGUGUUCCGGUCCGAAUAUCCGAGGCCGUACUUUUUCGAGUUUCAUGAUUCGAAACUCACCGAAAUUCCACGAAUCUUGUUCACUUCGUUUCCGGAACUGCAAAACUUGGACGCAACUCGAACGCAGCUGGAGAAUAUCAACAAGUACACGUUUGAGCAUGCCAAGGAGCUACGGUUCCUGAACUUGUCCAACAAUCAGCUAACAGUUUUGAACAACUUCGUAUUCAAAGGAUGUGACAAACUUGUGAAGUUGGAUUUAUCAAACAAUCGAAUUAGCGAUAUCAAGGAUAAAGCGCUUGGUGAUGCCAUUAAGGUUGAUCACUUAGAUUUGUCUGACAACUCGUUGUCGGAACUGAACGAAACCUUAUUCUCCAAACUAAGUCUACUGUCAUUCCUUUCGUUGGCAAAUAAUCGUUUGAAAGUGCUGAACGAUCAUCUUUUUGACAACUGCACGAUGAUGGCCUAUCUCGACCUUAAGGGGAAUCAAAUUCAAACAUUGAGUGACUACCUUUUGAAUAGUUUAACCUACUUGAGAACAUUAGUGGUUGACAGCAAUAAAUUGACAACACUGAGAAUACCGCAACAGCUAACGAAGCUAUUCGCGUCGAAAAAUCAGCUUUCCUCCGUAUACGCUGAUGAACCGGAGAAAUCGCAGCUAUAUGCGCUUAGUUUGUCCAAAAAUAAACUGACGAGUAUUAGAAACAUUACCGUAUUGGAGAACAUUACCGUGUUAGACCUGUCCUUCAAUGCGAUCGGUCCUCUAAAUCUAACAACAUUUCUGAAACUGAAGAAACUGGUGGAUUUGAAUCUGGAAGCAACACAACUUACCACACUAGAACAUGGUCUAUUCACCCAACAGUCGAAAUUGCGGCGCUUGGAUAUAUCCUACAACUUUCUUCGGAAACUUGAUCUUACUGUGAUGACUUCGCAGCCUGGCCUGGAGAGGCUUUAUAUCGAUGGGAACGGCCUGUUGGAAAUCAACUACGAGCACGUUCCGGAGCUUUUCCAAAAUCUCACCUAUUUGGGAUUGUUCGCAAAUGCGUGGAAUUGUUCUUACCUAACCGCGUUGGUGCGAUUUUGUAAUCGAAACGGUAUUGUCGUAAGCUCAUCAAAGACCUACGGUGAAAUGUCCUACAUGACCAACGUCCAAGGUAUCUAUUGUGCCAGUUCGGAUAAGGAUCGGAUAUACUUUCAACCUAGCAGUGCUGUCUGGCAUGAAGAUGACAAUUUUAAUAGUGGGAAAGACGUUCAGUUGGAAUUGACUGUCGGGAAUAUUAGUUCAACAGAGUUCGAGUACAAAUUGAUGGUGGAGUUGUUGGACAUGAUAAAAUCGGUGAAUGCGACGAGCAGCGAUCGGUUGGAAGAAAUGCGUCGAACGGCGUUUAGUUCCGAGAGAGGAUGCGAAUCGCUUCACACCACCGGAUAUCAAGUGUUCAUUAUGUUGAUUCUAACUUUCAUUCUGGUGAUCAAUGUGGGAUUCUUGCUGUAUGUGCACUACAACGCCAACGCCCGUAGAACCAUCGAUCAGAUGAUCAUUUUUAGACGAGGAGAGGCAUCAGUGCAAACACAGCUGGAGGAAUUUUGAAACUGCGCUUGUUUUGCGGAUGAUGAUGAAUUGAUUUUGUAAUAAUCCUAAGAAGAAUGACAUGUUUUAAGCUAAGUUCCACUUAACGAUCCCUAAUACAUGACUUUUGUGAUCAGUUAGUCAAUUUUGUAAUUUAUACCAGCUCAUCAAAAUGGAAUAUAGAGAUUCAUGCAAUUUUGAUUUGCGAUUAAUUUUUAUGUCCGAGGCAUGAGAGAAUUGAUUACAAUAAAUACUUCUUAUUAUCCUCAACCGUUAGAA